AUGGCUGGCAAGUAUACAAUUACAGAGCAAAUAGGACGAGGCGCCACUUCUGUUGUAUACGAGGGUAUAAACAGAAAGACGCAGGAAAAAGUGGCAAUAAAGGUGAUUGACUCCCAGAACACAAGAAAUCUGCACUUGGCUGCAAAUGAGAUCCGUGUCCUGCAGAGAGUCUCGCAUCCAAAUAUUAUAAAAAUAGUAGAGACAGUUGAGACAGAGACGCAGACACUGAUUGUUCUGGAGAAGUGCAAGUUCUCUCUUUCCUCUGUUGCCAAGACAGGAAACCUGCCGUAUAAGACGAUUCUGCGCAUUUUCCGGGAUAUUCUUGUAGGAAUGCGAUACCUCCAUGGGAUUGGAAUUAUCCACAGGGACAUAAAACUUGGGAAUGUGAUGAUAAGCGACACUAAUGAUCUGAAGAUCAUUGACUUUGGUCUCUCGAAAGACACUCUUUUCAGCGCACCAAAGACAUUCUGCGGCACACCUGAUUUUAUAAGCCCGGAGAUGAUGGACCGCAUGCCGUACACGAAAAAAACAGACAUAUAUAGUGCAGGAAUGCUUAUAUACUUUCUGAUAUUUCGGUGCGACUAUAAUAAGGCAAAGCUAGAGACAGGGAAGAAGUCAGAGCAGUAUGGGGGAAUUGUCCGAGUCUUGGAGAGAAUGCUGGAAAAAGACCCAAAUCGAAGGAUAUCCGCAGAGGAGGCCCUGUCCAUGCCCAUAUUCACGUCUUUCUUUCCAAAGCUAGUCUCAAUGGAGGGAAUAAAGAGCUUUCAAAUUGCAACAAAACUGGGGAAAAUUGAGUACACAGGAGAGAAGGUCACGAUGUCAGAGGGAGCUGCAAAUAUAUUUUCCAUGCGGGCUGAGAUGGGGGGCAUAUACCAGAUAGACAAAAAAACAGGACAGGAGACUUAUACGCCAUUUUCCUCGAUUGACACAAAAACCCUAAAGCUUGUGGGGUUCUGCUACUCAAUCCUGAGCCUUGUCAAGAAAAGAACUCCGGUUGUGAUUAUUUUGACAGACAAAGGGAAGUUCUUUAAGAUGCUAACAGAUGCCGUGUACGUGUACAUUAUAGAUGACUUUUACAUUCUCUGGCAGAAGGGAGAGAUCUCUGCAAAGUGUCUGAAGAGCAAAAAAAGAGUUGUAGCUGCAGAUGCAGAACUUGAAGAGAUGAAAGUCCUCAUAUACGAAUCAAGCCAAGCUUUGCAGGAAGCUGCAUCAUCUGAAAGGCCAAUCCUCAUUGAUAGAAGAGUUGUACAGAGGGGGUCUCUGCAUCACAGUGCAUACCAGUCCAUGGGAAUCUCAGUUGACUCUGCUACUUUGGCAAACCUAUCCCCUAAGGUGGUCAUGAGGACAGCGCAUGAGUAUGCCCCAAUAUUCACAAAGCAUGGGAGUGUUAUUAGGCUGGAGCCAUACAUAUAUUAUCUGUGCAUAGGGUAUAGAGAGGUUCUUAUCCUAAACGUGCAGACAGAGGAGAUAACAGAAUUUCAGAUAGGAGCACCAAAGCAGGUCCACCAAAUAACUGCAGCUACACCAAGAAGUAUCCUACAGAAAGUGCUUCUCUUUGAAGAGGUGCUAAACCAUGUGCAGCCACAGUAG
This is a messenger RNA of Nematocida ausubeli, 1590 nucleotides long. RefSeq lists its product as uncharacterized. Gene Ontology annotation, biological process: protein autophosphorylation; autophagy; autophagosome organization. Gene Ontology annotation, cellular component: autophagosome; cytoplasm. Lineage: Eukaryota; Fungi; Microsporidia. The coding region runs from base 1 to 1590 and encodes 529 amino acids. The transcript has a single exon. The record is from RefSeq and is a predicted model, not a curated record. Gene Ontology annotation, molecular function: protein serine/threonine kinase activity; ATP binding.